Messenger RNA from Strigops habroptila (Kakapo), 6323 nucleotides. RefSeq names its product mucin-5AC-like. Bases 1639 to 5076 code for a protein of 1145 amino acids. The transcript is spliced from 9 exons. NCBI's taxonomy places the organism in Eukaryota, Metazoa, Chordata, Aves, Psittaciformes, Psittacidae. The record is from RefSeq and is a predicted model, not a curated record.
AUCGGAGGCCAAGAAGCGGAAGCACCGCUCUCCCAGCCCCAAAAGCAAGCACAAGGCCAAAGAGAAGAAGCGGAAGAGAUCCACCAGCGAAUCGGCCUCUCAGAAGAGCCGCCGCGAGGGCCCUUCCUCCUCCCCCGCCGCCUCCUCCUCCUCCUCCGCCUCCUCCCGCAGCCGGUCCCGCAGCGUCACCGCCGCCACCCACCAAGACACCGAAGAGCCGGGGCCGGUCCCAGCACCGGCACCGGCACCACCGGGCCCGGCCCCUGCACCGGAGGAGCUGCCGCCGCCACCGCUUGUCCCCGAUGUCCCCUCCGAGGAGCCCCAACCACCGGCGCCGGUUGUGAGCCCCCCCCCGGCGGCACCGACACCAACAGCGACCCCCCCCCCGGCACAAGCGACACCAACCACCGCAGCGGCAACCGACCCCCCCAGGCCCCCCCCCCCGCCUCCCCACCCCCUCCCCUCCCCCCGUCAUCCCCCAGCGCCGCCCCCCCCGCUCGCCCUCCCCGUCUCCGUCCCCCCCCCCCCCGCCGCGCCAAGAGCCCCCCCCCUGCCGUGACGUCAUCGCGCCGUGACCGCUCCCUGACCCCCCCCGCGCCGCCACCCCCCUCCUCCUCCUCCUCCUCCAAGCGCUCCCGGCCCCGGCGCUCGCGCUCCCGCUCCCGCCGCCGCUCCCGCACCCCCCCGUCGCGCUCCUCCCGCCGCCGCUCCCGCUCCCGCCGCCGCUCCCGCACCCCCCCUUCCCGCUCGUCCCGGCGGCGCCGCUCCCGCUCGUCCCGGCGGCGCCGCUCCCGCUCCCGCACCCCGCUCUGGCGCCCCAACUCCACCAGCCCCAUCCGCUGGCCCCUGCAGCGCUCCCGCUCCCGCUCGCCGGCCCCGCGCCGCCGCUCCCGCUCCCCCCGCGCCUGGUCCCGCUCCCGCUGGGCGCGCUCCCGCUCCCGCCGCCGCUCCCGCUCCGGCACCCGCCGCCGCUCCCGCUCCCGCCGCCGCUCCACCUCCCGCAGCCGCUCGGGCUCCUCGCCCCCGCCCCGCCGCCGGCGCCGCCACCGCAGCCGCUCCGACUCCUCCGGCAGGUCCCGGCGCGGGCGCUCCCCGUCCACGCCCCCCCCCUCGUCCCGCGGGAUCAAACGGGCUCACGGCGCCUCCCGCUCCCCGUCGCGGCAGCGGCGCCGCCGCAGCUCCACUCGCUCCCCGCCCCCCCCCGCCGUCCCGGCCCCCGCCGUCGCCCCCGUGUCCCCCCCCAAAACCAAACCCCCCUCCCCGGCCCCCCCCGCGCGCCCCAAAUGGGUGCCCAUUGCCGAGCUGCACCCCGCCGCCCCGCAGCCCCCCCCCGGCUUAGCCAAAGCUGCCGCCACCGCCACCACCGCGCCCCCCCCCGCCCCACCAGGGGGGGAGGCCAAAGCGGCUGCACCCAAGUGGGUGCCCAUCGGGGGGGCACCGGCGCAGCCAGCGCCCCCCGGCACCGAGGGAGGGGGUGUUGAGGGCCAAGGGGGGGCCGCCAAAGCGGAGGUGAAGCCGCAGCCUGAGGCCAAAGCCGGGGCCGGUGACAGCAAAGGGACACCGGGGGCCCCGGCACAAAGCACCGCCAAGGUGACCCCCCCAGCGGCACCGGCGCCACCGGCUGCGGCCCCCAAGGCCAUGGACAGCAAGAGCCCCAAAGCCACCCCCGAGGUGAAACCAGUGGCACCAGUGACACCAGUAACCCCAGUGACACCGGCGGCAGCGGCGCUCCCCAAGGCCAUGCCCGUGGUGACACCGGUGAGUGUCCCCAAGGCCGAGGCGAAGCCGGCGGUGCCCAAAGCAGCGCCAACACCCGCGGCACCGGCCGUCACCAGGACGCCGCCGCCACCACCCCCACCCGGCGGCCUCAAGCCGACGGCCCCCCCCAGGGUGUCCCCAAGCGCCGGCACCAAGCUGGGGACCCCCCCGCCGCCCCCCCCGGGCUUGCCGAGGGCCCUGACGGCCAAACUGCUGCCGGCGGCGCGCCUGGGGCUGCCCUCGUCCCCCGUGGCCGCCUCGGCGCUGCCGCCGCCCCACGGCCACCGCCUCCUGCCCGGCCUCAAGGUGACGGCGCUGCCACCACCCGCCAGCGGCACCGCAGCCGUCAAUGGGGCCGGCACCGCCGUGGCUGCUAAAGCCACCGGGGACUGUGGCACCAUCGCCAAGGCCACCGCUGCGGAUGCCACCGUCACCAAGGGCACCGCCGUUGGAGCCGCCACCAAGGCCACCAUGGAUGUUGUCACCGGCGUCACCGCCACCAAGGCCACUGCUGUGGCCACCGCUAUGGGCACCAGCGUCACCGCCAUGGCCGCCAGUGCCACCACCAAGGCCGCUGUGGACGCUGUGCCCAGUGUCACCACCACCACUAAGGCCACCAUGGAUGCGGUUGCUGGUGUCACCACCACCACCAAGGCCACCGUGGACACCAUAAGCAGCGGCACCACCACGGGCACCUCCGUUGGAGCCACCUCCAAGGCCACCAUGGACAUUGUCGCUGGUGCCACCCCCAAGGCCACCACUGUGGCCACCAGCGCCACCACCGUGGGCACCACCAAGGCCGCUGUGGAUGCCAUGACCAGUGUCACCAACGCCGCUGUGGCUGCUGCCGCCGUGAAGGCCACCAGCGAUGCCACCACCAAGGCCACCAUUGGCACCGUCCUCAUGGCCACCACCAAGGCCGCCGUUGGCCCCACGGGUGGCGCUGCCACCGCUGCGGAUGUCACCUCCAAGGCCACCGCCGUGGCCACCAAACCUGCUGUCACUGUCACCGCUGUGGAUGGGGGCAGCAAAUGUGCCACCGUCAGCCCCAGUGUCACCAGUGCGACCAGUGUCACCAGUGCUCGCAGUGGCACCAGCACCACCAGUGUCACCAGUGCCACCAGUGUCACCGUUGCUCCGAAGGACACCAGUGCUACCGGUGUCACCAGUGCCACCAGUGUCACUAUUGCUCCGAAGGACACCAGUGCUACCGGUGUCACCAGUGCCACCAGUGUCACCAUUGCUCCGAAGGACACCUGUGCCACCAGUGUCCUGAGCCAUCCCAGUGUCUCCAGUGCCACCAGUGUCUUCAGUGGGCCCAGUGUCACCAGUGUCCUGAGCCGGCCCACUGCGACCAGUGUCACCAGUGCAACCAGUGUCCUGAGCCGGCCCAGCGCGACCAGUAUGACCAGUGUCCCCACUGGGCCCACUGUCACCAGUGCGACCGGUAUCACCAGUGUCCUGAGCCGUCCCAGUGCGACUGGUAUCACCAGUGUCCUUACUGGGCCCAGUGUCACCAGUGUCCUGAGCCGUCCCAGCGCGACCAGUGUCACCAGUGCAGCCAGUGUCUUCAGUGGUCCCAGUGUCACCAGUGUCCUGAGCCGUCCCAGUGCAACCAGUGCAGCCAGUGUCCCUAUUGGUCCCAGUGUCACCAGUAUGACCAGUGUCCCCAGUGCAGCCAGUGUCCCCACUGGCCCCAGUGUCACCAGUCUGACCAGUGGCCCCACUGGUCCCAGUGUCGCCAGUAUGACCAAUGUUCCCGCUGGUCCCAGUGUCACCAGUGUCCUGAGCCGUCCCAGUGCCACCAGUAUGACCAGCGUCUCCAUUGCUCCCAGUGGCACCAGUAUGACCAGUGUCUCCAUUGCUCCCAGUGGCACCGCUCUGACCAGCGCUCCCAGUGUCUCCAGUGCUCCCAGUGGCACCAGUCUGACCACUGCUCCCAGUGGCACCAGUAUGACCAGCGGCACCAUUGCUCCUAAGGACGCCAGCGCUCCCGGUGUCCCCACGGCUGCCACUGGCGUCACCGUCACCCCCGCGGACACCGGCGCUCCCAGUGCCGCCGGCACCGCCAGCGGCGCGAUGGACACCACCGGCACCGCCGCAGCUGCGCCCAAGCGCAGCUCUUCCUCCUCGUCUUCCUCGUCCUCCUCCUCCUCGUCCUCGUCUUCCUCCUCCUCCUCUUCCUCGUCCUCCUCCGACUCUGACUCCAGCUCCAGCUCCUCCGAGUCCGGCCCCCCCUCGCCGGCGCCGCCGGGCCCCGCCCCUGCCGGGUCCCCCAGUGCCGCCGCCGCCGCCAGCGCCGCCGAAGGGACUGCGCCAGCGCCACCGGUCACCCCAGUUACGCCAGUGCCGGCACCAGUCGCCCCGGUCACAGCCCCAGCGACCCCAGCGGCCGCCGCGGAGCCCGCGGCAGGGCCCCCAUCGGCUGAGACCCGCGAGGGCCGCGCUGCCACCGUCACCCGCCGCAAGCGCCGCCGCUCCUCCUCCUCCUCGUCCUCCUCCUCCUCCUCGUCCUCGUCGUCCUCUUCCUCCUCCUCCUCCUCUUCCUCCUCCUCGUCCUCCUCCUCGUCCUCCUCUUCCUCCUCUUCCUCCUCCUCCUCCUCCUCUUCUUCCUCCUCCUCUUCCUCGUCCUCCUCCUCCUCCUCGGCCCCUCCCGCCGCUGCCGCUCCCGCCCCCCCCCAACCCUCCUCCUCCUCCUCCCCGCCCCCCCCGGACCCCCCCGACCCCACCCCUGCCACCCAACCCACCCCCACCCCCUCCAAGUCCCCCCCUCCCCCCGCCUCAGCCCCUCCCCCUUCCACCGCCACCCCCACCCCCACCUCCGAGCCCCGCCCCCCCCUCCUCUCCCUGGCUCCCGCCAAAACGGGGGGCGUGGCCACGGCGGCCACGCCCCUUGCCCGCCCCCCCGGCUCCCUCCUGGCCCUGCCCACCGCCCCCCCUGCUUCCUCAUUGGCCCGCGGCGUCGGGGGCGGGGCCAGGCCUUCGCCGCGCCCCUUGGCCCCCCCGGGGUCCCUGCUCAGCCUCACCCCGGCCCGGGUUGGGGGUGGGGCGGGGGGGGGGGUGUCCCCGAGGGGUCCCUUCCCCCUCCUCGGCGGUGGGGGGGGCGGGCGAGGAGGGGGCGGGGCUUUCCCGCGCCCGGCCACGCCCUUCUUGGCCACGCCCCCCGGGCGCGCGGGAGGGGGCGGGGCUUACCCCCGGAGCCCCGCCUCCUCCUCCUCCCCUUUCCUGCGCGGUGGGGGGGGGGGGCAGCGGGGGGGGGGGCGGUGCUGGGGGGGGUGUGUGCGGGUUCCGCUCGUGCCUCCAUCGUUUCCAGGGUAACGGGCUUAUGGGAUGCGGCGGACGUAUGGGUGGGAGCUGCCUGCACCGUUUCCAUGGUAACGGGGGCCUCGGGGGGGCGGGGCUGGGGGGCUGCGGCGGCAGCCGAUUGGUCGGGCUGUGCGGGCAGCGGGCAUCCCUGGCAGCCAAUUGGGGCGCGGCGGGGGGGGGCGGGGGGUGCUGUUGCCAUCACCACCAUCACCAUCACCCCCCGCACCCCCAACUCCAUCCCCGCGUCGGGGGGGGGGGCCACGGGGGGGGGGACCCCGCCGCGUGCACCCUCCCCCUUCGCCAUCACCCCGGCCAUGGCGUCCCGCAUGGCCCAGUACGGGAUGGGGGCGUCCCAGUAUAGCAUGGGGGGGGGCUCCUCCUCGCAGUACAGCAUGGGGGGGGGUGUCCCAGUACAGCAUGGGCUCGGCCCAGUAUAACGCCACCUUGUCCCAGUACAACAGCGCCCAGUACCAGUAUGCCAUCAGCUCCCAGUACGCGGCUGGGAGCGGAAGCGCCGCGUCCCAGUACGCCCAGUACGCCCAACUGGCUGCUUCCCAGUACACCCCCCCCAGCAGCGGUGAGGUGACCCAGUACACAGCCACCACCACCACCGGGGCGGGGGGGGACUCCCAGUACAGCACCAGCGCGGCCCAGUACGCGGCCAGCGCCGCCCAGUACGUGGCAUCGGGGGCGGCUGCGGCGGCGGCGGCAGCGGCCGCGGGGGGGGGGCGGGACGGAGGCCGCCCAGUACGGAACUGGGAGCCAGUAUGGGGCCAGCGGGGGGCAAUGGGGGGACGUGGGGCAAGAGGCCGCGUGGGCCACCUCCGGGGCCGUGGCCACUGGGGGGGGCGCGGGGGUCACUUGGGGGUCUUGGGUGUCGCCUGCCCCAUAGAGGGUGCCCUCCCUCCCCCCCCGCCACGUUUACUGACCCAUAAGCGUACAUGUAUGUGAGCCGCCCCCCCCCCACCCCCCCCGCACAUACGUGACACGCGACACGCGUGUGGAAGGCGCGGAGGCCUCGGCGGCGCCCCUCCCCCCCCCCACCGUGGGAACGGGCCCAGCCACGUGGUGCCCGCGCCGAGGACCAAUCAGCUGCUCCCAGGGGGCCCCCGCAGUGGCCGGUGGCCGCGCCCCAUAGCCCUGGAGCCCCGCCCCCUCUGUCUCCAAGCCCCGCCCCUUCUCGCGUUAGCCCCGCCCCCUUUAAAGCCCCGACCCCCCCCUUUUUGUGCGUGUUUUACAGAUAAAACUGGCCAAUGGCA